UGCUAAUUAAUUGUUUCUCAAUCGGUUUCAAGGUUUUAUUGUGGAUAAUAUGGACAGAAAAACAAAAAUUAUGUUGAAUGCACUCAAUAUAAAGGACAGGAGUUGCAUUGAUUUCCUGAAAGUUCCUAAAUAUGAACGACUUGGAACCACCCAGAACGAACAAGAUUUGUGCAUUCAAAGAUCCCAAGAACUAUUUGGGAACGUAACAAGUCAAACAAGAACACCUGCUAUAAAAAUUCAAUACUCCAGCAUAUCCUCCACCGAAAAGGUGUAUAACACAAGACUACAGAAGGUUAAAAAAAAUCUCUUUGAAGAAGAAAUACCUAUAAGUCCGCAAGAACACUUUAGAAACCUCCAGUCUGGUGGAAUAUCACCUACAAUUGAUGUAGUAUCUACUAGUGAUGAACAUUUUGAUGCUCAUGGUAGUAGUAGUAGUGAGCAUGCUUCAGAAGAAAAUGAAGCUUAUAGUAGUGGUACUGAAUACAUUCCAGAUACUCCCUCGGUUUCAUCAGAUUCUGGGAGCGAACCUGGCAACAGUUUUAUCCAAAAAGACAACCAUUUAUGUAAUAAACAGGUAUAUUGUGAUGCCAGUUAA
Acanthoscelides obtectus is the source of this 595-nucleotide messenger RNA. The record is from the annotation of a GenBank genome assembly. Lineage: Eukaryota; Metazoa; Arthropoda; Insecta; Coleoptera; Chrysomelidae.